GCUGUCUAGCCCUUCUUUUAUAGGUACUCUACAAGUACCAACUCCGUCUGCUGACUAGUGGAAAACUUUCCCUACUGCUCUCACUGCCUCCAAGGAGGUCCUUGAGGCCAACAGCCUCUCUCUACUUCGUGGUAGUCACCUUAACAACGCCUCAUCCCCACCAACACCUUCAAAGCUCGAAGCUUCAGUAAGAUCUUCAUUGGCAGGAAAUUGGCAGGAAAUUCAUGCCAUGUCUGCUGUUGCAGAGCGGGACCUUGGAUUUCCUGACCAAGAGCAAGAGGGUGGUAGGAUGGAUCACGAUGCUGGACAAAGUGUCUUGAAUGUGCUCACAAUCCAUGAGGCUGGUGAUGACAUCGAUGGAACCACAGGAUGUCUGGGUUCACAGGCAGUCUCGAGAGCCAUUCUGGGGGAAGAGCCGGGGCAGGAGGAGAUAUGGCCCGAUACUGAGGAGAUCUGCACUCAUGUGGAAGAGGUCUGGCCUGAUAUCAAGGACAUCUGGCCUGAUGUCGAGGACAUCUGUCAUAAAGUCAAGGACAUCUGGCCUGAUGUAGAGGAAACCUGGCCUGAAGUCGAGGACAUCUGGCCUCAUGCCGAGGAAGUCUGGCCUUGUAUCAAGGAUAUCUGGCCUGUUGUAGAGGACCUCUGGCCUGAUAUCGAGGACAUCUGGCCUGUUGUAGAGGACCUCUGGCCUGAAGUCGAGGACAUCUGGCCUGAUGUCGAGGAACCCAGGCAUUCUAUCAAGGACAUCUGGCCUGCUAUGGAGGACAUCUGGCCUGAUGUUGAAGAACCCUGGUAUUCUAUCGAGAACAUCUGGCCUGCUAUGGAGGACAUCUGGCCUGAUGUGGAAGAACCCUGGCAUUCUAUCGAGGACAUCUGGCCUGCUAUGGUGGACAUCUGGCCUGAUGUGGAAGAACCCUGGCAUUCUAUCGAGGACAUCUGGCCUGCUAUCGAGGACAUCUGGCCUGAUAUCGAAGAAAUCUGGCCUGUUCUCGAGGAAGCCUGGCCUGAUAUUGAAGAGGACUUGUAUGUCUGGAAUAGCGACCAGGAGAACGAAGUAGUUCAGGAGGAAGCUGAAGAAGACCAGGACCGCAAUAAUGAAGAAAAGGAGGAGGAAGAGGAGGAAGGAGGAGGAGGAGGAGGAGGAAGAGGAGGACAAUAAAGAUAACGACUAUGAAGAUGAGAAGAAAGGAGAAGAUGAGGUUGAGGAUCAGGGGAAGAAGAUCAUCCUGCAUGCUAUUGAGGGCAACGGAAGCCAUGGAUGAAGAUAGGAUCAAUUAAUCCGUUUUUUGUGGAUUUGAGAUCAUCUAACAUUCUUUAUCAUGUGGAAAGUUAUCAUCAGUGAUCCUAUUCUAAUAUUCUUCAACCAAAUAUAUUUACUUAAAACUUCCCCUACUGUUUAUGCAUCCUUCAAAUUAAAAAUAAAAAUUAUUUGAAAUGAA
Molecule: messenger RNA, 1439 nt
Organism: Peromyscus leucopus (white-footed mouse)
Lineage: Eukaryota; Metazoa; Chordata; Mammalia; Rodentia; Cricetidae
Exons: 2
Coding region: 230-1159 (309 amino acids)
Source: RefSeq, a predicted model, not a curated record